AUGUUCGCUUUCCUCAGCAGCUGCCACAGCAGUAGCAGCAAUAGGCGCAGUAGAAGCACCCUCUCUAGCGCUACCAGCUGCUGCAGCGGCCUCUGCUGCAACGGCCGGCGCAGCAGCAAACGCGGCAGUAGUAGCGGGAGCAGGUUGCCGGUGCUGUUGUUGCUGUUGAGCUGCCUGUGCUGCUGCUGUUGCCCGGCUUUCGCACAAUCGGGGCCACAACCCACCCAGUUCUUUCUUGGCAGCAGCAAGGGCACGAAGGACACGCAGCAGCAGCAACACCAGCAGCAGCAUCAGCAGCAACUGCAGCAGCACCAUCAGCAGCAACUGCAGCAGCAGCAUCAGCAGCAACAGCAGCAGCAGCAGGUCAAGCACUACUUAAGGAUCUCCAAGUUUAGGGGACCCGAAGAGACGAACGCCGUUUGGGUCUCGAUAACUGUUGAUGUGGAGUCAACAGAAGCAAUGGAGGCAGGAGAAACAAAAGGAGCAGCAAGAGCCACCGCAGCAGCUCUAACGGAAGAAACUACACGAGAAUCAGCGACGGAAUCAACAGAGACAACGACUGAGGCAACGCCAGUAGGCUCAGAAGCAGCAGCAGCUGCUUCAGCAGCAGAAACAAAGCCGGCAGAAGAAACAGCAGCAGCAACAGCGCCAGCCGCUUCUGAUGACAACACCUCUGCGACAGCUAGCAGCGGCCCAGAGGUGGCACUUGAGGAUUCUGUGCAAGCAGAAGCAGCAGCAGAGAGGGAACUAUUUGAUGUGCCGCGAGCGCCUGCUCCCGCCACCCAAGCCACAGCAGCAGGAGCUGGGCCUGCUACUGCUGCUGCUGCUGUGGUUGCUGCUAGCAGCAGCAGCAAAAGAGGCAGAAGAACCAUAGUGGAGACGAAGGGAACUCUUUUCGGCUUUAUACACGGAGAGAAAGCAGAAAUCACCAGCAUCUUCACUGAUGGAAGCGCCCAGACAGGCAAGUCGUAG
Molecule: messenger RNA, 972 nt
Organism: Eimeria necatrix
Lineage: Eukaryota; Apicomplexa; Conoidasida; Eucoccidiorida; Eimeriidae
Exons: 1
Coding region: 1-972 (323 amino acids)
Source: RefSeq, a predicted model, not a curated record